AUGAAACCGUUAACUUCGGCGCCGGGAACCCGCAACGACGACGGAUCGUCGGCGCGCAGUGAUAGCGAGACGCCGAUCGCCAAUUGCAUUUUCCACAAUCGCCAUAGCAAUUCCACGGAGCAUAGUUCGACGACGUCCUUCGCGGACCGGAACACGGCCGGCAGUACGACGGUGGACGGCGGCGGGCGGAUGCGGGCGCGGCCGUCGCGGUCGGACGAGACGACGGUGAAGCAACGGCACCGCACGUUCGUUCUGGAGGCGCUGUUCCGGCUCUGGCUGGCCGCGCAGAAGUACGGCUGCCUGGCGCGCAACGACACCCGUAUACCGGCCGACGCGCGCAAGUACUUCGCCGACCGGUUCGCGGACACCAAGCACCGGGUGGACGGGUUCGUGGAGCACAUGUACCGUCUCCGGCAAUCGGGCGGCGGGCGCAACUCGUACACCGACCUGUACGCGGGCGUGUUCCAGCUGGAGGCCCGUUUCAACGCCGACAUACAGAGGUACAAAGACCUACUGAUCACGACCGGGCCCGGGGGCGGGCCGCGCUGCGGACUGUAUAUGUGCUUGAUGAACUUGAUGCGCUUCUUAUGCGGCAGCGAUUGCGGCAAUAACGAAAAAAAAUGA
Molecule: messenger RNA, 624 nt
Organism: Cinara cedri
Lineage: Eukaryota; Metazoa; Arthropoda; Insecta; Hemiptera; Aphididae
Source: the annotation of a GenBank genome assembly